This is a messenger RNA of Anguilla rostrata (American eel), 4415 nucleotides long. RefSeq names its product leucine-rich repeat and fibronectin type-III domain-containing protein 4-like. The transcript is spliced from 3 exons. Gene Ontology annotation, molecular function: protein binding. The coding region runs from base 1857 to 4382 and encodes 841 amino acids. The record is from RefSeq and is a predicted model, not a curated record. NCBI's taxonomy places the organism in Eukaryota, Metazoa, Chordata, Actinopteri, Anguilliformes, Anguillidae.
UCCCAGCUCCUGCUUCUCUGCGUCUGUGCGCGAGAGGGAUGGACAGAUCGGCGGAGAGGAGGAGGAGCAGCUGUCUCGGGGCACGGAGCGAGGGAGAGAUGGCCGCGCUCGCAGGAGGAAGAGCAGCCCGUCGGAACACGAACACAGCAACGACACCUUCAUAGAGCUGCACGCAGGCGUCUCCGCCGCUAUCCCAGAACUCCACAGGAGGACGGCGAGGCGGAGAGAGAGAGACAGAGAGAGUGCGCAGGAAGAGGAGGGGAAUCCAGUCGCACAGGGAUGCACUGACGGGACGGGGGGGGGUGGGGGUGACGACGGUUGACCGGCAGCAGUAGACGCGCUGUGGCGGAUUUUCGGGUCCCUGGCAGGACGGGCAGGAGGGGCUCAACGGGGCCCAUCUGCCUCGCAGAGAGAGAUCCCAAACCCCUGACCAUCAACAUCAGCGGCAGGGGCUCCUGACCAGCAAACUGUACCAGCGCUGAGAGGGGGUGCACGGGCUCGAGUCCAGACUGAGGCACUGGGGUUUCCUCCUUUGGGGUGAAGAGCUGAAUUGCAACCCAGCUCACCAAAUACAGAGGGCACCCCCAUGAACACAGUCCAAACAGAGCCCGGGAGAAACCGUCCAAUCAGAGCCUGGGGAAACAGUCCUAUCAGAGCCCGGGAGAAACAGUCCUAUCAGAGCCCGGGAGAAACAGUCCUAUCAGAGCCUGGGGAAAACCGUCCAAUCAAAGGCCAGGAGAAACCAGCCUAUCAGAACCUAGGAAAAACCAUCCUUCCAGAGCCCGGGAGAAACCGUCCAAACAGAGCCAGAGAGAAACCGUCCUAUCAGAGCCAGAGAGAAACCGUCCAAUCAGAGCCAGAGAGAAACCGUCCAAUCACAGCCUGGGAGAAACCAUCCAAUCACAGCCUAGGAGAAACCAUCCAAUCAGAGCCCAGGAGAAACUGACCAGUCAGAGCCCAGGAGUAACUGACCAGUCAGAGCCCAGGAGAAACCAUCCUAUAAGAGCCAGAGGAAACUGCCCAAUCACAGCCUGAGAGAAACCACCCUAUAAGAGCCAGGGGGAAACUACCCAAUUACAGCCUGGGAGAAUCUGACCAAUCAGAGGCGGGGAGAGACUGAGAGAAACCCCUUCCCGCUCAGCGCUGAGCUGUGAGUGCCUGUCCCGGGGAGACUCCUCCUCCAUCUGUUUGUUUUGGCAGAGCUGCACCCCGCCCCGCUGCUCUGAGUGGCAGGGAGAGGGCUGGGGGGGGAGGAGCGGGCGAGCGGAGAGGAGCGUGGCGCCGCUCGGGCACAGACGGGCACAGACGGGCAGAGCGAGACUGGGCCAGGGGACAAAGGAAUAAGAGACUUCACUUCCGCCGGCCACAGAGAGGAGCAGAGACAGAGGGAGAGAACGGAGGGAUGAGGAAGGGGGUGCAGCGGAGGAGAGAAAGCGAGGGAUCUGCCGGCCCGCGCCGCGUCGAUCCGGAGAAGGCGCUCAGCCGCUAAUCCCGCCGGUGUGGGUCUGGACUGGAUUAGGGAGGCGCUGCCCUCCUGAAGCAGCUGCGGAGCACACAACCUCGCAUUCCUUCAGAGGAGGAUUAACGCUAUCCCACGAUGCACCGCUCGCCAGGCAGGUUUCAGAAGGUCACUCUUACCGCAAGAAAAAACACCAGAGCAGGUUCUGUGCUUUCUGACCCAGAUUCCUGCAGCUGUAAAUGAGGAAGCCUGACUUCUCCAUGGAUGUACGGAACCCAUAGGGGGAGACACGAUUCCUGCAUUAACCCCACCCCCCCCUACAGAGGAGCCUGCUGCCAUGUGGAGCUGAUACUGUCCUACAGCCUGCCCACAAGGUCUGUGGAUUCCCAGGACUACCAUGCCCAAUUCCCCACCGCCUGAGCCUGCCCCGAGACAGACGCGCCCCUCCGGAAACUCAACAUGCCCCCCACACCCCAAAACACCCCAUCGUCCCACCCCGAGACAGACGCGCCCCUCCAAACUUCACCCCGCCCGCUCCCGCUGGGUCAGCGCGCAUGAGGCUCCGCCCCCCUCCGGGGCCCUGCUGUGGCUGGUCCUGCUGGGGGGCGUGUCCCUGCUGGCCCCGCCCGUUUCGGGGGGCGAGACGUGGGGCGUGGUGUCCAUGUGCCCGUCCCACUGCGUGUGCCGAAACCUGUCGGAGUCCCUCAGCACGCUCUGCGUGAACAAGGGCCUCCUCUUCGUCCCGCCAGACAUCGACCGGCGCACCGUGGAGCUCCGGCUCGCCGACAACUUCAUCCCGGAGCUGGGCGCCUCCGACUUCUCCAACAUGAGCGGCCUGGUGGACCUGACGCUGUCCCGCAACACGCUGCACAGGCUCCGCCCCCUGGCCUUCUCCGACCUGGAGAGCCUGCGCUCGCUGCACCUGGACGCCAACCGGCUGACGGGCGUGGGCCCGCGGGACCUGGCGGGGCUGCCCAACCUGCAGCACCUCAUCCUCAACAACAACCAGCUGAGCGCCAUCGCGCCCCACGCCUUCGCCCACUUCCUGCCCACGCUGGAGGACCUGGACCUGUCCUACAACAACCUGCGGGAGGCGCCGUGGAGCGCGCUGCGCAGCAUGGCCAGCCUGCACACGCUCAACCUGGACCACAACCUGAUCGAGCGCAUCCCCGCGGGCGCCUUCCGCGACCUGGCCCGGCUGGGCCGCCUGGACGUCACGUCCAACCGGCUGCGCACGCUGCCCCCGGGCCCCGCCCCCCAGCCGCCCGUCAGCGGGCUGAGCUUCGGCGGGAACCCGCUGCACUGCAACUGCCAGCUGCUGUGGCUGCGGCGGCUGAGCCGCGCCGACGCCAUGGAGACGUGCGCCACGCCCGCGCACCUGGCCGGCCGCUACUUCUGGGCGCUGGCGGAGGCGGAGCUGGCCUGCGAGCCGCCGCUGAUCUCCCGCCACACGCCGCUCCUCUGGGUCCUGGAGGGCCAGCGGGCCACGCUGCGCUGCCGCGCCCUGGGGGACCCGCCCCCGCUGGUGCACUGGGUCGCCCCCGGCGACCGCGUGGUGGCCAACUCCAGCCGGGUGCGGGUGCACGGCAACGGGACGCUGGACGUGCUGGUGGCCCGGCCGCGGGACGACGGCGCCUACGCCUGCAUCGCCGUCAACGCGGCCGGCGAGGCCAGCGCCGCCGUCCGGCUGCACGUCGUCCCGCUGCCGCAUCACCACGGCAACCGCAGCGCCCCCCCGCCCCGCGAGCGCGAGCCCUCCGACAUCAGCGCGGGGAGGGGCGGGGCCGGCGGGCUGGGGAACGGGACGGCGGGCGAGGAGGCGGGGCCGGGCGGAGCCGCCGGGGGCCGGGUCGGGGUGCUGGAGGUCACCGCCACCACCGCGCAGGUGCGCUGGUACCUGGGCGGGGCGUCGCUGGAUUACCUGCCCUGGAUGUACCAGAUACAGUACAACAGCACGGCCGACGAGACCCUCAUGUACAGGAUCCUGCCCCCCAGCAGCAGCAGUUUCCAGCUGAAGAACCUGGUGUCUGCGGCGGACUACAGCCUGUGCGUGCUGGCGGUGUUCGACCAGGGCGCGGCCUCCCUCUCCAGCACGCGCGUGCUGGGCUGCGCCGCCUUCAGCACCAAGGACGACUUCCCGCACUGCCGCACGCUCCACGCCCACUUCCUGGGCGGGGCCCUCAGCGUGCUGGUGGGCGGGGCCGUGGUGGUGAUGCUGCUGGUGUUCACCGUGGCGACCAUGGUCCGGCACCAUCAGCAGCAGUGGGUCUGCGGUAGUCACGGCGACCGCGGCACUAGACACGGGGGCGGAGUCGGGGAGGGGGACGUGGAGGGGGCGGGGCCUCCCCUCCCCGCCAAGGGGACGAGCGUUUACUCGCAGACUAACGGGGAGGGCGCGGUCAUGACGCUGGUCCUGCCCAAAAACAAGCACAAACCCAUGCAGACCACGCCCAAAGACCUGUCUGACCCGCCCGACAGGGGCGGGGCCGGGGGCGGGGCCGGGCGGCGGUUCCCUCCCUACUCCCCCGAGAGCGAGCGCGUGACUCUGUACUACCCCGCCCACGCCUCCGCCACCCUCCCCAGCAAGCUGCGCAGAGCAGGACCGCCGAGGGGCGGAGCCACAGCAGGCCCCGCCCUCCCCGACCCCGGCCCGCUGCGGUCCAACCGCAGCUGCUCGUUCGACAUGGGCGAGGUCGCCACGACGACCUGCUACGGCUACGGCAAGCGGCUGGGCAUGUGGACCAGGCAGAGCCCCUCGCUGCAAAGCAUGCUGGUCCCGUGCGGCUCGGCAACCAGCAUGGCCAGCGGCGACAGCGGCGCGCAUGCGCAGGAACACCAGCGCACCUACGACACCUGCGCCACAGGCCCCGCCCACAAUGCCAACAACGCCGCCAACGACGAGCUGGAGGAGAGCGUGGUGUAGGAGAGAGGGAGAGGGAGAGAGGAGGAGGAGAGA